ACUAUUGUAAACAAAGAGCGAGGUUAUAUGACGAGCGCGAAACUUGGGGAAACUACAAGGGAUUAAUUGUUAAUUAGCAUCGUACCCCUCCGCCUUCACGGGGCUUGAAACCCGACCCAACCAGACUUGCGUCGGAUCCUGACAGGGGAGAAGGGUUAGUAGGCCCCAGCCUGAUCUGAUUGGGUUCAGCGUCAGUCAGUCGUCGGCUCUCAAUAGUUAAUCUUCGUCUUCUCAUCUUUCACUGCGGUCCCCGACCUCGCCUUCAACCACAAAAAGGAGUAUUAUCAUUUAUUACCAUAAAUAUGGAGUCGGGGUCUAAGAGUGAUGAAGUAGGUUCCUAUAAAAGCACCACUGCAAAGAAGGCUCGGCUUCAGUCCAUGCUUUCUGCUCUCCUUGAUGAUCCCAUACUGUCUGAUGUUCCCAAAAAACCAUCACUGUCAGAUGUUGACACGUUAAUAAACUUGGAGCUUGGCAGUGCAAUGAGAAUAUCUGUUGUGAGGAUGGACAAUACCUCCUUUGUUGUUGCAGUACUGAAUUCUGCUACCCUUAAGGAUUUGAAGCUAGCGAUCAGGAAAAAAACAGAUGAAAUAGAGCAAGCAAAAAUGGGGCAUCGCCACAUAUCUUGGAGGCAUGUCUGGGCAAACUUUUGUUUGGCUUACAGCAAUGAGAAGCUCAUCAAUGACAGCGCACUGCUUUCUGACUAUGGCAUACGCAAUAACUCCAAGGUUCAUUUUAUACCUUAUGUCAUGUCCCGAGAACUUCAGAAGCAUUCAAGGAGGAAAAAACAUCGAUUUUUUCAUGGUCUUAGCAAGAGAUUAUGACUAUCUUAAAAAUGAAGCCUACAGAAAGAGAGGAAAGAGACCUCCUGUAGUAUCGCUGUUUUGAGUAUACUGCCCCUGCAGUUUCAUUGUUGCAGAUAAAACCCCUGGGUUAAAAUGUUUUGACUCUCUUUUACCCUAGGUGAAAUUUUGGCAUCUAUUGCCCCUGGUUGUGAGUCUAUCUGAGGGUCUCAGAGUCCAAGAGUUUACACAGGGAGUCUAUUUGCAACAUGGAAGAAUAGGGUUCAUGAAGCCGACCCCAAAAAUUUGGGUAAAGACUUUGUUGUUAUUGUUGUUGCAGUCUAUCUCCAACAGUGAAGCUACAGGGGUAGUAUAAGCAAAAUGACACUGCAGACGGCCUAUUUGCCCUUAACCCAAUUUUAUUUAUUCUCAGAGCAGAAAGGAAGAUUUUGUGCUUAUUUAGUCACUGGUACUUUUUUCAUCAGGGAAUUAUACUCGUCAGUAAUUCUUUCUUAUUCUCAA
This is a messenger RNA of Asparagus officinalis (garden asparagus), 1301 nucleotides long. Its product is annotated as U11/U12 small nuclear ribonucleoprotein 25 kDa protein. Gene Ontology annotation, biological process: mRNA splicing, via spliceosome. Gene Ontology annotation, cellular component: U12-type spliceosomal complex. NCBI's taxonomy places the organism in Eukaryota, Viridiplantae, Streptophyta, Magnoliopsida, Asparagales, Asparagaceae. The transcript is spliced from 6 exons. The coding region runs from base 303 to 821 and encodes 172 amino acids. The record is from RefSeq and is a predicted model, not a curated record.